CCCAUAAGCCAAAACUAGGGAUGUGAUCUACACAAUCACCAGACGGCCACUUUUUAAAUAUAUUCUUCAUUGCAGAGCGAAUAAAGCCUAAACCAAAACUAGAACCCAUCAGAAGAACCUGAAUUCAGUCGAAGAAUUAUGAGGGGCACAACUGAAAAAGCAGAGCGCAAUCAAUCAUCUUCAACAUUAUUUCCCAAAGGCGAAGAACCCGUACUAGUACUGUCUCAUCCCACUUCUUCCUCCACCAUCACAGAUGAGCCACAGCAUCAUCAACCUAUUCCAUCCACAAAAACAUCGUUUUCAUAUCCACCCUCGGAUGAGGAUACCAAGAAAUGGGGCACCCACAUCAUGGGAACACCGGCAGCACCCACCGUACACCCUGACAACCAGAAGGCUGCCUUGUGGACUGCUGCCGACCACCAGCAAAUCUACCACCAACCCUAUGUCGUGUACUCCCCUGUGGAAAAGCAAAGCCACAAUACUUUGGAGCCCGUGAUUAACAUGUUCAAUAACUGGACCAGGAAAGCCGAGACUGUAGCCUGCAACAUAUGGCACCAUCUUAAAACUGGGCAUUCCGUGUCGGAAGCUGCAUGGGGAAAAGUAACCCUGACAGCCAAAGCAAUAACAGAAGGUGGAUUCGAGUCCCUCUUUAAGCAGACUUUCGAAACUCUUCCGAAUGAGAAGCUAAAGAAGACAUUUGCUUGUUACCUUUCCACAUCCACCGGCCCAGUUGCUGGAACCCUGUAUCUCUCAACAGUUCGCGUGGCUUUCUGCAGUGACCGUCCCUUGACUUUCAUUGCUCCGUCGGGACAAGAGGCUUGGAGCUACUACAAGGUCACGAUACCUCUGGAAAAUAUAAGCACAGUCAACCCUGUGAUCACGAGAGAAAAUCCACCAGAGAAGUACAUUCAACUUGUUACAGUUGAUGGUCAUGAAUUCUGGUUCAUGGGUUUCAUUAAUUUCGAGAAAGCAUUGAAUCACCUAUUAAACAGUGUAUCAGAGGUCCGAGCGGCACAAGCAGUUGUUGGGUAGCAGAUGGUCGCAUUCACUGUUGGAUCCCCUAUCCUCUCAAAAAUUGUGAUGUUCUCUGUUCGUGGUUGGUUUUUCCAGGUAUAAUCUACGUUUGUUGUUGGUUUCUGUACGUUUGUACAGUGGGCAACCAUUCGUCGGUCUUGGUUUCGUUGUAUCAUAUGUAUAUUCAUUUAGUUUUUGUAGUUUGUUCCAAACGCAUAAAAAGUGUAGUGGGAUCGAAUUGUAAUCUAUAAUUACAUAUCAAUCAAUGUUUUGUUGAGUAGCCA
Messenger RNA from Juglans microcarpa x Juglans regia, 1298 nucleotides. RefSeq names its product GEM-like protein 5. The transcript is spliced from 3 exons. NCBI's taxonomy places the organism in Eukaryota, Viridiplantae, Streptophyta, Magnoliopsida, Fagales, Juglandaceae. Bases 139 to 1032 code for a protein of 297 amino acids. The record is from RefSeq and is a predicted model, not a curated record.